GAAGAUUAAGAUCAGUAUGUUGAAUUCAUAAAUCAGACAAUUUUUUUCAUAAUAAUCGUAUCUACUGGAAUAUUUUAAUGGAUAAACGGCACGUUUCCAGUGAACAAUAUUCGUUAUUCGGUUGAUGAGUCGUAUUAUGUUGUCCACGAUGGCCAAAAUCACGUUGUCAUUAUGGAGGAUGUUGAUCACCCUAUCAAUUCUUCUUCAAGGAACAGCAUAUGGUGAUAAAUUCGAGGAAGUUUUCCACUGGAAACAGUUAGUUCAUGCGAGAGACUUGAAACCAGAUUCCGGCGAUAUCGUGUUCGAAAAACAGCCAGUUGUUAAUACUAAUGAGACCUUCGUCAGCUAUAAUAACAUCCCUAUGGGGGUUACACACCACAAAGGUCGCCUUUUCAUCGCAAUCCCAAGAAGACGGCCAGGAGUUCCUGCUACAUUGACCACGAUUGACAUCUCCAGUGCCAAACAAGGCAUGAAGAGCCCUCCAUUGAAUGCAUAUCCAGAUUAUAUAGUUAAUCAAUUACAUAAUGACUAUCACGCAGACCCUAAGCGCAUUGUUUCAGUGUAUCGUUCAAAAGUGGACGCAUGCGAACGUCUGUGGUUCAUUGACACCGGCAUGCUCGAAUAUCCCGAUAAUCCAAUGCAGGUGCAUCGCCCACAACUGUGGAUCAUUGAUCUCGCGAGAGAUCGUAAGGUUCGCACGUUCGAAAUACCCGAAGCGAUCGUUCAGCAGGGAAUCGGAAUGGCCAGUUUAGUCGUGGACGUUGAAGCUGGCAGCUGUGAUAAGGCAUUUGCUUACAUUCCUGAUUUGGUACAGGGAGCAAUUUAUGUGUAUAACUUCGAAGCAAAUCGAAUGUGGGCCUUCAGACAUAGUACCUUCCAACAUGAUCCUCAACGGGCCAGUUUCCAUGUGGCUGGUCUUCAUUUCGAUUGGGAUGAUGGUAUUUUUUCAAUAACCUUGGGUAAAAAAGAUCCCUUGACACAAUCCAGGCCCGUUUACUAUCAUCCUAUGGUAAGCACGUCGGAGUUCAUGACAACCACCGAAACACUGCAAAACGAGGGUUUGGCUAACUCUGGUGGUUACGAGAAUCUUUUCCAAAACCUUGGCGAGCGAGGACCAAACACACAAUGUACAAUGCAUCACUAUGAUCCCGGAACGGAGACCAUUUUUUAUGCACAGGUUAAUAGAAACUCAAUCGGUUGCUGGAACACAAAGAGCAAUUUCACCGCCGAAAACCAUGACACCGUCCAUCUCGACAAUAAGCGAAUGAUUUAUCCAACCGAUUUGAAUGCUGACGUCGAUGGAAAAAUAUGGGUAUUAUCUAACAGUUUACCCAUCUGGAUUUAUUCGCAAUUGGACGUGAAUCAGUUCAAUUUCCACAUAUGGCGUCAAACACCACGGAAAGCAAUUGCCGGUAGUAAGUGUGAGAUAUGAGGAAUGUUCUGAAUGCUUCGACACAAAGCGUGCAAUUUGUAACUGAUUUAUAAUGAAGGAUUUUAUUCUACAACGAAAUUGUCAUUAAACUAAAGGUGAUCAAAUACAAACAUAUCAGACAUCUAA
Messenger RNA from Toxorhynchites rutilus septentrionalis, 1558 nucleotides. RefSeq names its product L-dopachrome tautomerase yellow-f (gene yellow-f). Bases 125 to 1432 code for a protein of 435 amino acids. Gene Ontology annotation, cellular component: extracellular region. The transcript is spliced from 6 exons. NCBI's taxonomy places the organism in Eukaryota, Metazoa, Arthropoda, Insecta, Diptera, Culicidae. The record is from RefSeq and is a predicted model, not a curated record.